Suillus bovinus is the source of this 818-nucleotide messenger RNA. Its product is annotated as P-loop containing nucleoside triphosphate hydrolase protein. The record is from RefSeq and is a predicted model, not a curated record. Lineage: Eukaryota; Fungi; Basidiomycota; Agaricomycetes; Boletales; Suillaceae. The transcript is spliced from 7 exons. Gene Ontology annotation, biological process: signal transduction. Gene Ontology annotation, molecular function: GTPase activity; GTP binding; GDP binding. The coding region runs from base 1 to 573 and encodes 190 amino acids. Gene Ontology annotation, cellular component: plasma membrane.
AUGAGGCACUUCAAUGUCGUCGUCCUAGGAGCUGGAGGAGUAGGGAAGUCGGCCUUGACCGUGCGAUUUGUUCAGGAUGUCUUCCUGGAGAACUACGACCCCACAAUUGAAGAAGCUUAUCGACGCAUCCUCGAUAUUGAUGGUGUAAAGACUUCGCUAGAAGUAUUGGAUACUGCCGGUGCUGAGCAAUUCACUUCUCUGAAAGAGCUUUAUAUCAAAUCUGGCCAGGGAUUUGUUUUAGUUUUCAGCCUCACACAAGAAGCAAGUCUUAGGGAGCUGGACAACCUUCGGCAGCAGAUACACCGAGUGAAGGGAAUGGACAGCGAUGUCCCUAUCGUUGUUGUUGGGACAAAGCUCGACCUUGUCACAGAACGAGAAGUGGCGAGAAGCACGAUACAAUGUCUGGUGGCGCUGUGGAAGAUACCAUUCUACGAAACAUCAGCCAAGCGUGAUUGGCACAUUAAUGAUGUCUUCCAAGAACUUGUCAAGCAAAUGCUUAUGCACUACCCAGAUGAACCACCCCUGAAGAAGGCUUCACGUCGGUUACGCCAAAAGCCCUGCAUUGUGAUGUGAUGCAUGCAGAAUAUGUGACGCCACUCACGAUGUCUUGAUUUAUUAUGCCCAUCGGAGUUGCAUCAGGUUCAAACUUCGACUAUGAUUACCCUCAUGCCGUUUAUACACGACGUUUGACAUAUAUACCCAGCACAGACUUAUGUAUUGCCCCGAUAUCUAUGUACUUAUUUAUUACGUUAGAAGAAUAUCACGUAAGCAUAUUGUUGUUUAUUUACUCCAAAUCAAACGCAUUUUUUCCAGCUCUU